AUGGACGAGUUAUUAGAGGAGGGGGACGAGGACGAGGACGAUGAAGACACAGAAAACUCGUACCACAGCGACUAUACCGAUGACGACAUCGAUAUCUCCAAUGGAGAUGAACCUCCCCUCGGUGUGUUUGCCCCUUUUGCCUCUGGCACUGAGCUCAGAGUAGGCACGGGACGCAUCUUCCCCACGAAGUUCAAUCCCCCAAAUCCAAGUGACACGCCCACGUCGCUUUUCCCACUAGACAGAGCUAAGCAGGCCACGCCACCCGCAUAUCGGUUCAUUCGUCGCAAUGCCGAAAACGACCAAUUCCUGGUUUAUACGGAUGGGGCCUGCUUAGACAACGGCGGUGAAAAUCCAAGAGCUGGUUGUUCCUUUGUGUACAGAAAUUCGACGCUGAACCCUACAGUCUGUGGGCAUGCAAGCUUUCCUCUCGAAAAAGAAGGUCCUACUGGUAUGGAGGGCCUACAAACAAGUAACCGGGCUGAAUUACGCGCUGUAAUUGCAGCUACGCGAUUUCGAUACUGGCUUGGCGAAGGAUGUCGCUGUCUAGUUAUCGCUACUGAUUCUGAAUACGUUGUGGAGGGUAUGACGAAAUGGGUUAAAAAGUGGAUAAGGAAUGAUUGGAGAACGAGCUCAGGACUACCGGUCAAAAAUAAGGAUCUUUGGAAGUGUUUACUCGGGGAGGUGGAACGGUGGGAUGAGAGAGGAAUGCGUAUUCAAUUCUGGCGUAUUCCACGAGAAUGGAAUACAGAGGCCGACCAGCAUGCUAAAGUAGCUGCUAGUAAGGAUGCUUCUCAAAAGUUCGGGGAUAUCUCCGGCGUCCUUGUCUGA
Penicillium expansum is the source of this 828-nucleotide messenger RNA. RefSeq lists its product as uncharacterized. NCBI's taxonomy places the organism in Eukaryota, Fungi, Ascomycota, Eurotiomycetes, Eurotiales, Aspergillaceae. Bases 1 to 828 code for a protein of 275 amino acids. Gene Ontology annotation, molecular function: RNA-DNA hybrid ribonuclease activity; nucleic acid binding. Gene Ontology annotation, biological process: DNA replication, removal of RNA primer. The transcript has a single exon. The record is from RefSeq and is a predicted model, not a curated record.